This is a messenger RNA of Hevea brasiliensis (rubber tree), 1893 nucleotides long. Its product is annotated as citrate synthase, glyoxysomal. Gene Ontology annotation, cellular component: mitochondrial matrix. Lineage: Eukaryota; Viridiplantae; Streptophyta; Magnoliopsida; Malpighiales; Euphorbiaceae. The coding region runs from base 116 to 1666 and encodes 516 amino acids. The record is from RefSeq and is a predicted model, not a curated record. Gene Ontology annotation, biological process: carbohydrate metabolic process; tricarboxylic acid cycle. The transcript is spliced from 13 exons.
AUAUUAUUAUUAUUUUUUUUUUUGCUCUGUAGAAAAAGCCCCAUAACGCAGACGCUGCCUUCUCUCUAUUCUCUCAAGUAAUUAAUCAACACUAGUGGUUUCACUUAAUCUAACCAUGUCAAAAUCCGACUCUUCCUCCUUCUCCAUCGCUGCUAGUGGCCGGUUGGCCGUGCUCGCAGCUCACCUUACUGCCGCGGCGUCGAUUGAGUCGGCCUCGAUUUCGCCUCCCGUUUUAGAGGCGCAGAGUGUCUCCGCCCUGGUCCCGCCGCCGGGAAACUUACAGAGAACUCUCACCGUCAUUGAUGAGAGGAACGGUAAGAAGUAUCAAAUUCAGGUCUCUGAACAUGGCACAGUCAAAGCCUCUGAUUUCAAAAAGAUAUCAGCUGGAAAGGAUGACAAGGGGCUCAAACUUUAUGACCCAGGUUAUCUCAACACGGCUCCUGUUCAGUCUUCAAUUUCUUACAUCGAUGGUGACGAGGGUAUCCUCAGAUAUAGAGGCUACCCAAUAGAGGAGUUGGCUGAGAGUAGCACCUUUUUGGAAGUGUCCUACCUCAUAUUGUAUGGGAACUUGCCAUCUGAAAGUCAGUUAGCAGACUGGGAAUUUGCUAUUUCUCAGCAUUCCGCUGUACCACAGGGCAUUUUGGAUAUUAUACAGGCAAUGCCUCAUGAUGCACACCCAAUGGGUGUACUUGUCAGUGCAAUGAGUGCUCUUUCGAUCUUUCAUCCUGACGCUAAUCCUGCUCUUAGAGGGCAAGAUCUUUACAAGUCCAAACAAGUCAGAGACAAACAAAUUGCUCGCAUUCUUGGAAAGGCACCUACUAUUGCAGCAGCAGCAUAUUUGAGGUUGGCAGGCAGGCCUCCAGUUUUGCCUUCCAGCAACCUUUCUUACGCAGAGAACUUCUUGUACAUGCUAGAUUCACUAGCUAAUCGAUCAUAUAAACCUAAUCCUCGACUUGCUCGAGUGCUAGACAUACUUUUCAUACUGCAUGCAGAGCAUGAAAUGAAUUGCUCCACUGCUGCUGCCAGGCAUCUUGCAUCGAGUGGUGUCGAUGUAUACACUUCUCUUGCUGGGGCUGUUGGAGCACUGUACGGUCCUCUUCAUGGUGGAGCAAAUGAGGCUGUGCUUAAGAUGUUGAGUGAGAUCGGAACUGUUGAGAACAUUCCAGACUUCAUUGAGGGUGUGAAAAACAGGAAGCGAAAGAUGUCGGGUUUUGGACAUAGGGUGUACAAAAACUAUGAUCCCAGAGCAAAAGUCAUUAAGAAACUAGCAGAGGAAGUAUUUUCUAUUGUUGGUCGAGAUCCUCUUAUUGAGGUAGCAGUUGCUUUGGAGAAAGCUGCACUAUCUGAUGAAUAUUUCGUUAAGAGGAAGCUAUAUCCAAAUGUUGAUUUCUACUCUGGAUUAAUAUAUAGAGCAAUGGGAUUUCCAACGGAGUUCUUCCCUGUAUUAUUUGCUAUUCCUCGAAUGGCUGGUUACUUAGCACACUGGCGAGAGUCACUGGAUGAUCCUGAUACAAAGAUAAUGAGACCACAGCAGGUCUACACUGGGGCAUGGCUUCGACAUUAUAUGCCACUCAAAGAAAGGAUGGAAACAAGCGAUGCAGAUAGGCUUGGUCAAGUUUCUGUUUCAAAUGCCUCUAGGCGCCGGCUUGCUGGAUCUGGGAUUUAGGCGUUCAUUGGGUUCAUUUAAUAUGUCAAUUUGAAGGGGAGGGGAAAAAUGAAAUAAUUAUGUGAAAAUUAUAAGAAUGAGGGAAUAAAUGUAACUCCGAAUAUUUAGGCCACUAUUGGAGCAUAACUGUCACGGUUUGCUCUGUAUUUGUAUUCAAAUACAAAAUAAUAUUUUGCAAUUCAUAGCUGGAAAGAAAUGCCAUGAAAUGUUUUAUUUUCUGGUUUUAA